UCCGGUUCAACAACAACCGCCGCGAAGAUUUGACGUAGAAUUUCAAGAUGGCGUCGCAAUACUACCUGGACAUGCAAGAAAGCUUUAGAAAUAACAACAAAAGUCGGGAAUUUCCUGCUCACACAGCUAAAGUCCACUCAGUUGCGUGGAGUUGUGAUGGCAGAAGACUUGCUUCCGGGUCUUUUGACAAAACAGCCAGCGUUUUUGUCCUCGAAAAGGACCGUUUGGUGAAAGAGAACAACUACAGGGGUCAUAGUGACAGCGUGGAUCAGCUCUGCUGGCAUCCCACCAACCCAGACCUGUUUGUCACAGCAUCAGGAGACAAAACCAUCCGCAUAUGGGAUGUCCGCACCACCAAAUGUAUCGCCACCGUCAACACGAAGGGUGAAAACAUCAACAUCUGCUGGAGCCCCGACGGUCAAACCAUCGCUGUCGGAAACAAAGAUGACGUGGUGACCUUCAUCGACGCCAAGACGCAUCGCUCUAAAGCAGAGGAGCAGUUUAAGUUCGAGGUGAACGAGAUCUCCUGGAACAAUGACAACGACAUGUUCUUCCUCACAAACGGCAACGGCUGCAUCAAUAUUCUCAGUUAUCCGGAGCUGAAGCCCAUUCAGUCCAUCAACGCUCACCCGUCCAACUGCAUCUGCAUCAAGUUCGACCCCACAGGGAAGUACUUUGCUACAGGAAGUGCCGAUGCCCUGGUCAGUUUGUGGGACGUGGAGGAGCUGGUGUGUGUUCGCUGCUUCUCCAGACUGGAUUGGCCGGUGAGGACGCUGAGCUUCAGCCAUGAUGGCAAGAUGUUGGCCUCGGCAUCUGAGGAUCACUUUAUUGACAUUGCAGAGGUGGAAACAGGAGAGAAGCUGUGGGAGGUGCAGUGCGAUUCUCCAACCUUUACAGUGGCCUGGCAUCCAAAGCGGCCCCUGCUGGCGUACGCCUGCGACGACAAGGAAGGCAAAUACGACAACAACCGAGAGGCGGGCACAGUCAAACUGUUCGGCCUCCCCAAUGACUCCUGAUGGACAUCUACUGUUUUGUCCUGGAAAUAAUGCAGGGAAAUCCCAAAGCGGCUCCUACUGCAGUAACCUUCUGUCACCAGCAGAUGGCGCCGCUCUCCUUAGCUUCCUUUGAAAUGGCUGACAUGGCACCCUGGUUUUGAUCACAGAUAAAAACAUAAUUCCCCAUACUGUAAGAUAUUUUUAUGUAAAAUAGUGUUUUUUUUUAUUAUUA
This is a messenger RNA of Melanotaenia boesemani (Boeseman's rainbowfish), 1227 nucleotides long. RefSeq names its product THO complex 3 (gene thoc3). The record is from RefSeq and is a predicted model, not a curated record. NCBI's taxonomy places the organism in Eukaryota, Metazoa, Chordata, Actinopteri, Atheriniformes, Melanotaeniidae. The coding region runs from base 48 to 1016 and encodes 322 amino acids. Gene Ontology annotation, molecular function: protein binding. Gene Ontology annotation, biological process: mRNA export from nucleus. Gene Ontology annotation, cellular component: THO complex part of transcription export complex. The transcript is spliced from 6 exons.